Messenger RNA from Phaeodactylum tricornutum CCAP 1055/1, 588 nucleotides. RefSeq lists its product with no specific name. The record is from RefSeq and is a predicted model, not a curated record. The annotation marks the transcript as partial. Lineage: Eukaryota; Bacillariophyta; Bacillariophyceae; Surirellales; Neidiaceae. The transcript is spliced from 2 exons. Gene Ontology annotation, molecular function: phosphoprotein phosphatase activity.
GAAGAGCAAUCAGGAUUACUACCGACUCUUCAUCCGGACGAUCGCGGGAAAAAGUGCCUUGUUUUGGAUUUGGAUGAGACUCUGGUGCAUUCUAGUUUCCGGGCAGUUCCUGGUGCUGAUUUUGUGAUUCCUGUACAGAUCGAAGAUGUUGUACAUUUUGUAUACGUUGCGAAAAGACCUGGCGUUGACGAGUUCCUGAUCGAGAUGGCAAAGCACUACGAGAUUGUCAUCUACACUGCCAGCCUCAACAAGUACGCCGAUCCGUUAUUAGAUCUAUUGGAUCCCCAUCAAACGAUUCGUAUGCGUUUAUUUCGUGAAUCUUGUGUUUACUACGAAGGAAGCUAUGUCAAGGACUUGUCUUUACUGGAUCGUGAUUUGUCCCAAGCAAUCAUCAUUGACAAUUCUCCCAAUUCAUACGUCUUCCACCCGGAAAACGCUAUUGAUUGUUCUUCAUUCAUUGACGAUCCGAGAGAUAGAGAACUCGACCAGAUUUCAGCCUUUCUCAAGGGGAUCAAGGACGUCAAAGAUGUCCGUGGCGUUGCACCUCGCUGGCGCGACUGGCCUGAUGUGGCUAUUGAGGAGCAAUGA